AUGGUGAACGAGGCAUUCAAUUUCACGAUGCAACAUGGGAGUGAGGACAUCACAACAAUCGAACAUGCAGAAGAUGAUGAAAGUGUGUUACCAUACUUAUAUGAAGGUCCAAGUCGCGCGGCGCGGGAUUUUAACAAUCUACUUUCAGAUGGAGAGCAGGAGUUAUAUCUCGGAUGCUCAAAGUACUCCAAAUUAUCAUUCUUAGUGAAGUUGUAUCAUAUCAAGUGUAUGUGCGGUGUGAGUGAGAAGACAAUGUCCAUGAUUCUUGACUUACUGCGGGACGCAUUCGAACAAGCAAAACUUCCUAAGACAGUGUACGAAGCCAGGAAGACAAUAAGAAAGUUGGGGAUUCAAUACACCAAGAUAGAUGCUUGUCCAAAUGAUUGUAUGCUGUACCGAGGUGAUGAUGAGAACUUGACUAGGUACAAGAAAUGUGGGUGUUCAAGAUGGAAGCAGAAGACUAAAAAGGGCUCUAUUGUUAGGCUCAAUGUACUAGUGAAGAGAAAUGGAAAACCUAUAGCAGCCAAGACUCUUCGUUACUUUCCCCUCAUACCACGACUGCAACGGUUAUUCAUGAGCAGGAAGACUUCAAGUGAUAUGUUAUGGCAUAAACAGGCGUCUAAUAACGACGGUUUCCUUAGGCAUCCAAGGGACGCUGAAACAUGGAAGAAGUUUGAUGCAAAGUAUACUAAUUUUUCGACGGAACCGCGCAAUAUUUGCCUAGCCUUGGUGAGCGAUGGAUUUAAUCCCUUUGGGAAUAUGAGCACAAAAUAUUCCAUCUGGCCUGUGAUUCUUAUUCCGUAUAAUCUUCCACCUUGGCUUUGCAUGAAGCAGAUAUCCUUCAUUCCAUCGACGCUUAUUCCUGAGCCGAAAAUGCCAGGUAAUGACAUAGAUGUUUAUCUUCAACCCUUGAUAGAUGAGUUGAAGCAAUUAUGGGAUGGCGUCGAAACGUAUGAUGCCAAAGAGGAAAACACUUUUAAGAUGUGUGCGGCACUGAUGUGGACUAUCAGUGACUUUACGGGACUAGGAAACCUAUCUGGCUGGAAUACGCAUAGCGGGUUAGCUUGUCCUACGUGUAACUUGGAUGCUAAGCCACAGCGGCUGAAAGACAGUCAGAAAUGGUGCUUCAUGGGCCAUCGACACUUUUUGAAUCAGGGACACAAAUACAGACUAUACCGGAAUAGAUUUGAUGGGCAGGUCGAAGGUAGAGAUCCACCAAAAAAGUUAUCCAGAACAGAUGUAUUGAGGCAACAAUCUAAUGUACAUGUUUCAUUUGGGAAGAUAUCAACUGCGACAUCCAAAAAAAGACGCAAUACUCAGGAUGUGGAUGAAGAUGACUCGCAUUGGAAGAAGAAGAGUGUUUUCUUUGACCUCCCUAAAUCAAAAGACAAUCUUAAAGCUCGCAGAGAUUUACAAUGCAUGGGCAUAAGGCCUGAAUUAUGGCCAGGGAAAGGUGAUAAAUAUCCUUCUGCAAUGUUUGCGAUGUCAAAUUCACAGAGGGAUCACAAGUUAUCUGGAUUGAAAAGUCAUGACUGCCAUAUUCUGAUGGAACAAUUACUCCCAAUUUUGGUGAAGAAUGCACUACCGAGUCCGGUGUCCAAUAUGAUUGCAAAUUUGUCAUAA
Messenger RNA from Arachis ipaensis, 1623 nucleotides. RefSeq lists its product as uncharacterized. NCBI's taxonomy places the organism in Eukaryota, Viridiplantae, Streptophyta, Magnoliopsida, Fabales, Fabaceae. The record is from RefSeq and is a predicted model, not a curated record.